This is a messenger RNA of Camponotus floridanus (Florida carpenter ant), 806 nucleotides long. RefSeq lists its product as uncharacterized. The record is from RefSeq and is a predicted model, not a curated record. NCBI's taxonomy places the organism in Eukaryota, Metazoa, Arthropoda, Insecta, Hymenoptera, Formicidae. Bases 140 to 460 code for a protein of 106 amino acids. The transcript is spliced from 4 exons.
ACUGCACCGUGUAGGGAUAAUGCCUUACGAGUGACACAGCGACGAACAAAUGCAGCUGGCGUGGACUCGCCAUCCUUUCAGUGCUUUUUGCACGUAAUCUGGAAUCGUGGAGAAAGGAAUUUAUAUAUUUUACGCAGAAAUGAGGGAAAAUGAUAAGAUUGCAUUGUGUUUCUUAUUGAUACUUGCCCUUUGUACAAGAGUAUAUUCGGCAAACGCCAGGCACAUAAUUACCAAAAGAAAUUAUAGCGAUCAAAGUGUAAGAGGCUAUCUGGCAGAGAGAACCUGUUGGUGGAACGAGGUGUGCAAGGAAGAAUUUCAUAGUAAGUUCCGAUGCCGUUGUCCGAGAUGGUCCUAUUGUCGCGCACCAGGGAGAUAUUACGACGCUCACUGCAGUAUGACACGCACAGGCUACAUAUGGACCCAACCGGAAACAUCAUUAAGCCUUGAAAUCGAUAAGUAAAUGAGACGCUACGAAAAGUCAAUCCUGAAAAAAACAGGUGUGGCAAUAACAAAAGAAAUCAAAUUUCUCUCGUUUAAAAUCAAAAUCAGCGAUUGUUAAAGUUUCCGCAGAUUGUUUAAUCAUCGGUUAAGAUGUGAUAUGAUUGUUGUAAUUUUCUAUUAGUAAUUUUAUUUAUAUAAGAGGAAAAUGGAAACAUUGAAUAAUGUUCAGAAAAUAACGAAAAACUCGAGAACAAUAUAAUUUACAUUAGUACAUCGAUAAACACACGCUGCCAACAAUUUAUAAUUAUUGUGUUAUAUAUGAACUCGUUGUGAUUAAUAAAGUUCAUUAUUAAUAAAGUUUUUUG